AAGAGCACUGUCAUGUCAGACAAGAAGAGCACAAGACCCGAAGAGAAACCACAGCCCGAAACAUUUUACGCGGGCAGGGGGUCAAGGCAAAUCGGUAAGAGAGAAGAUCCAACGGAGCCACCAACACCGCUCCUACCCCCGACACCCGAAGAGAAAUUCCUGAAGAGACAAGCACCGCGAGAGCCAAAGCCUGCCCCCAAGAACGAUGAUGAGCAACCAGCGUCAACGCUGACACGGCCGCGAGUCGGCUCCAGCCGAGUGGGCAGCUCCGUGCUGAUAGGGGCCCCCGAUGAACUGCUCGAGGCAUACGAGCAGGCGGUGCUGGAGGCCGAGGCCGAGGAGGAGAGCCAGCAGAGCGAGAACGAGCGUCGGAAGCUCAGUCCACUCUCGACGCUCGAAGCCGUGCGUGACGGCCUCCUAUUCAUAUUCGGCAAAUUCCUAAGACUCGUACGGCGCCUCGACAUGCAUGGAGGCGGAACCGGGAACAACAUCAACUUUGUGGAGGGGCUCAUCGACUUCCUGGCGGGCUCUUUGGGCGGGGCCGCACAGGUGUACGUCUCGCAGCCGCUGGACACUGUCAAGGUGAAGCUGCAGACCUUCCCGGAGGCCUACAAAGGAAUGUUCGACUGUUUCGUGAGCACGUAUCGAAAGGAUGGUAUAUUCCGGGGCCUCUAUGCGGGCUCCCUGCCCGCCGUGGUGGCCAAUGUGGCCGAGAAUUCGGUUCUCUUUGCCGCCUACGGAGGAUGCCAGAAGUUUGUCGCUUUCAUGGUCAAUAAGGAGACAACCAGCCAGCUGACGACCACCCAAAAUGCCUGUGCCGGCUCCCUGGCCGCCUGCUUCUCCACCCUCACCCUCUGCCCCACGGAGCUGAUCAAAUGCAAGCUCCAGGCCCUGCGCGAAAUGAAGCACUAUAUUGAGCCCAGUCAUCCGCAGGAUAUGCGUACGCCCUGGUCCCUCACGCGGUACAUCUGGCGCACGGAAGGGAGCCUGCAACAUCUCGCCCAGCGCCUCGACGCCAACCAAUCCGCAGAGCAACCAGAACCAGAACGAUGUGGACGUGGAUGCGGGCAGCACACCCCGACCGCAGCAUCCCGACUCCGAUGGCUUCUCUUCGUCGCACCAUCGCACGCCGCCCUCGCCGCCGCCCUCGCCGCCGCCCUCGCCGCCGCCCUCGCCGCCGCCCUCGCCGCCGCCCUCGCCGCCGCC
Drosophila persimilis is the source of this 1206-nucleotide messenger RNA. RefSeq lists its product as uncharacterized. Gene Ontology annotation, biological process: mitochondrial L-ornithine transmembrane transport. The annotation marks the transcript as partial. Gene Ontology annotation, molecular function: L-ornithine transmembrane transporter activity. Lineage: Eukaryota; Metazoa; Arthropoda; Insecta; Diptera; Drosophilidae. The transcript is spliced from 3 exons. The record is from RefSeq and is a predicted model, not a curated record.